This is a messenger RNA of Diaporthe batatas, 3231 nucleotides long. RefSeq lists its product as uncharacterized. Gene Ontology annotation, molecular function: guanyl-nucleotide exchange factor activity. The transcript is spliced from 6 exons. The coding region runs from base 1 to 2961 and encodes 986 amino acids. Lineage: Eukaryota; Fungi; Ascomycota; Sordariomycetes; Diaporthales; Diaporthaceae. The record is from RefSeq and is a predicted model, not a curated record.
AUGGCUUCCUUGUCCGAGUCCCCCGACGAGGGCUCCCCUCCUGGCUCCGUCCGCAUUGCCCGAGAUCCUCAAGAUGGCGCCGUCCCCUUUGAGCGUCCUGCCUACAUGGAUUCUGCCUCAAGUGCCACGCAAGAUUCCACACCAAGCAUCAAAAAUGACCCCAUGCUGCCAAACACCCAAUCCAUCCAUUCCAAAGACCCCGGCCACUGGGCCGAUCGGGACACGGUAGAUCCGGCGUUGAUUAGGUUCACGGUGGAUGAGCCUCAUACCCUCACGCCUCCCACCCCUUCCACGCCUCCCACGCCCGAUGAGCCCAACUUGCCAGGCUUUUAUGAACGGCUUGGCCAGGACCAGUCGCCCGCGCCGUUCCACAGGUGGAUGAGGACCCUGCGCCGGCGUGGUCUCAGUCGGCGGCCCCCGCCCACCAACGACGACGACCCCGUGCCCAGGCCAUUCUCUGCGAGUGGCCUCUCGGAGAAGCUCCGUGGCGUGAGCCAUCACCGCCAUUCGUCUUCCGGGUCUUCUUUUGGCUUUGUCGAGACGGUCAAGACGGCCAGCGCCAGCCUCGCGAGCGGCAGCAUUUUUGCUCGGUCGAGAUGUAAUAGUAUGCGGUCGUCCCGAUCUAAAACGCACACCGAUCUCAGUAGCAGGGCAUCGAUGUCUGGUAACAGAUGUUCGGAGGACACAACCGGGCUGGACAAGCCACAGGUCGUGGACAAGGCAACUGUGGAGCGGUCACUGCAGAGGCGUCGGAUACUGGAGGAGCUCAUCAGCACAGAAGAGAGUUAUAUUGGCGACGUGCGAUUCCUCAUGAACGCAUACGUCACAAUACUCGUCUCGCUUCCAACUAUGCCUUUGGGCUUGCGGUCUUCAAUUAAUCGAAAUCUGACUGACAUCAUUGAACUUCAUGAAGAGAUUCUGGGAGAGCUACACCGGGCCGUCCCCUAUUCAGAGUACACGCAGCUAAGCCUACGUCCUGAUCCAAAGUCUCACGUACAUGGCCACAGCCGCAUUCGGAGCCUCGAUGUUGUACCAGAAGACAACAGAAGCAUGUCGUGGCUAGAGACUGUUCCGGGAAUGGUAGCCGAGCCCAGCGUUGUGGCAGAUGUUGCACAAAUCUUCACAAAGAAGAUGAACCGACUCUUCGUGUAUGAAGAAUACGGCGCAAAGUACGAGAUGAUGAUGAAAGAUAUUUCGUCCGCUCAUCGCACGAUGCCGCAGUGGGAGCUGUAUCAGAAGGGCUUGGAGACACUGGCGUCCUCACUCGGCCCAGCCAGUAAACAUGGCGUCAAGUCGAAAAAGUCUUUGACUAUCGGGGACCUUCUAGUCAAGCCAAUGCAACGACUUUGCAAGUAUCCUCUCCUGUUCUCGGAACUUCUGAAGUACACCCCUGUCGCAGAUUCUCCGUACGCGCAUAUGGAGAUCGAGAAUUCCCUCGUCCGGCUGCGAGAGGCCACUUCACAGGUCAAUCGAGCUACCGACAAUGCACGAGUAAAAGAUGUACUUGAGAAGACAUGGCUUUUGCAGGAUCGUCUCGUUUUUCCAGAUUCCGAACUGGAUGCUGCUUCCAAGACCCGAAUUCGCUCCUUCGGUCACAUAGAACUUUGUGGUACGCUGCACGCUUGUUGGCAGACGAAGGAUGGGAUUCAUGGGCAAUACAUGGUUGCUUUGCUUUACAAGAACUGGUUCUGUCUCGCUUCGGCAAGCCGAGUCGACCAGAUCUACACGCUGCAGGCUUGUGUACCGACAAACACCAUCAAGAUCGAGCCAGUGGACAACGGACGAGGUCUGCAGUGUCAUACUGCUCCUUUCUCGUGGAAGAUUGUCUUCGAAUGCGACUGCCAAUUGUACGAGAUGAUGUUAACUGCCUGUACUCCGAAAGAGGAACAUGAAUGGCGAUCCCACCUUGAGAUUGGCUCCGCGGUAGAGUCACAGGAUUUAGCUGGACCCGAGCUCUAUGGUUCCUUGUUCUUGAAUAUGAAGAGCCUUAGUACCGUUUUUGGAAAACAAGGUACUGUUGCACGCCGGCUAUCCAUCCAUAGAGCGACCACGGUCGGUCCCAAAACGCCACUCUGUCACGUCGUCGUGCGAAAUACGAGCGUUGAAAAAGAAGCUGCUACUUCGUCCAACGCAACCAUCAGCCGGACACAGUCUCUCCUUGCUUCUAAGGGUCGAAUACCGGUGCUGGCGCCGACUCGAGGAGACAGGGCAAGGCUGGAGGCUUUGCUCUCGGAUGUGUGGACUCGAGAUGCCCUGCCCUUUCCAGGGAUGACCACCCGAGCUCGCAACGAACAUAUUAUCCGCACUUCGGCACAAUCCAUGAUCCGCAAACUGAGUGUUACGAGCAUCACCAGUACUUUUACCAAGCGCUCGGCAAGUUUCGCGAGCAUCACUAGAAACAGCGACGACGGUUCUGGCGGAGAGGAGACAGUUGCUCCAGUCAGAAGUGGGAGAAACGAAACGCCAAUUAUUAGGAUCCCAAUUGAUGAGCAAAAUAAUAACGCGCGAUUAUCCGUCAUCGACGACGAGUCAGACAAGACGACUCCCUCAACGUUGCGAGCUUUUGGUGAGCCUCCCAGCACGACCACUGGCACCGGGAGCCCCCGGCGCCGAACGCGCAUCGCUAAGAGCCCAAGCGCGUGGCAGCUCGGUGAGCUUGCGCUGGCUGAGAUUCCAUCAGCUUCUGCUGCUUUACGAGCCAAAUCCACCAACAGCCCCCGAUUGAAACGACAGGGGUCAAUGCUGUCGAGAAGAUCGGUCUGUUCAGCAUUUGACAAGAACGAUAGCUUCGGCAAAGAUACCAAGAAGAGAAGAGCGUACGAGCACUCGGAGCCUCCGUCGUCCUCGCGAGGGUCGACGCCGUCUCCACGGAAACACCUCGCGUCGGCCAGGUGGUCCAAGGUUGACGUGCUGCGGGGCCGGGGCGCCGUAUCUCAGGGGCUCCGAGGCUUCUUCCGUUAGUCUGGGGGGAGUCCAAUGUGCCGGCCGGUCGGAACUUGAUGCCUGUUGGAUUAUUGAGAAUUUUGCAUUUUGCUUUGAUGAUGGUGGUGUCUGGUCACGGGUCUUUUUUGGAACAUCACACCCACCGUACUGCAUAUACCCAUGCUUUUUGUGGUGAGGCUUAGGCUGGUCUGGAAAAGGUAUUACUACUACGGCUUGACAUGUCGCUCUUUUUUGUAUAUACGUAUCUGUGUCAUUGACGCACACCUCUCCCAACAGGCUAUGAUUGGG